Messenger RNA from Glarea lozoyensis ATCC 20868, 1209 nucleotides. RefSeq names its product EF-hand. Gene Ontology annotation, cellular component: plasma membrane; mating projection tip; actin cortical patch. Gene Ontology annotation, biological process: endosomal transport; endocytosis; actin filament organization. Gene Ontology annotation, molecular function: protein binding; calcium ion binding. Lineage: Eukaryota; Fungi; Ascomycota; Leotiomycetes; Helotiales; Helotiaceae. The coding region runs from base 1 to 1209 and encodes 402 amino acids. The record is from RefSeq and is a predicted model, not a curated record. The transcript is spliced from 3 exons.
AUGGCGCCCCAGAAAAUCGAACAAGCGGAAAUAGAAAAGUACUGGGAAAUCUUCGCCUCAUUGUCGCAGGGCGGAACACAUCUUACGGGGUCACAGGCCGCGCCGGUACUCAAGAAUUCACAUCUGAGAGAUGAUCAGCUGGAAAGGAUUUGGGAUCUUGCGGAUGUGGAUGGAGAUGGGAAUUUGGAUUUCGAGGAGUUCUGUGUUGCUAUGAGACUGAUUUUUGAUCUGGUUAAUGGGGAAUACGCGGAUGUACCACCACAAUUACCAGACUGGCUAGUGCCAGAAUCGAAAGCGCACUUAGUCCAGGCGAAUCGAGCGCUUACGGGACGACAAGUACAAUUCGAGAAAGUGGAAGAUGAUGAUGAUUCGCCUGGUUUGAAGGAUGGUUUUGAUUGGUAUAUGAGUCCGUCUGAUAAAACAAAAUAUGAGGAGAUUUAUUCUGCGAAUCGAGACGGUAGGGGAGAUAUUACUUUCGAAUCAUUAGACACACUCUACUCCUCCCUCGACGUCCCAGACACCGAUAUCCGAAGCGCGUGGAAUCUAAUAAACCCCAAACAAGCCCACGCAAUCUCCAAAGACGCCUGUCUAGCCUUCCUCCACAUCCUUAACAACCGCCACGAAGGCUACCGAAUCCCCCGCACCGUCCCCCCCUCCCUCCGCUCCUCCUUCGAACGCAACCAAAUCGACUACCAAGUCGACAACCAACGCACCUCCUCCCCAGCCCAGAAAUGGGGCGCAAAAGGCAACGAAGACACAUCUACAGGCCGCAAAGCCAAAUUCGGUGAAACAUAUCUAAGUCGUAUGGGUGUUGGGUCGUCGUAUCGACCUACGGGCACGGAUUUUUCGUCCACGAAAACAACGGAGGAUUGGGAGGAGGUGAGGCUCAAGAAACAACUUGCGGAGCUGGAGGCGAAGGUUGAGAAGGUGGAGCGUGCGGCGGAGAAGAGGUCGGGUGGACGGAGGGAUACGAAACCGGCGUUGGUGAAGAGGGAGUUGGAGCAGUUGCUGGAUUAUAAGAGGAAGGAGUUGAGGGAGUUGGAGAGCGGUGAGGGGAAAUCCGUGGUGGGGAAGGGGCUGAAGGGGUUGGAGAAAGAGAUUGAGGAGGUGAGGGAGCAGGUUGAUGGGUUGGAAAAUCAUGCCAGGGAGAGGGAACGGGUGCUUGAGGGGUUGAGGGGGGAGAUUGAUGAGGUGAAGGUUGGGCGGUAG